AGCUGUACGAUACCUCUGAGGCACCAGGCAAAUUUUGAGUGUCAAAGAGCAAUGCGUUUAGGUUCAAUUGUGAAACUACUUACGACGGCUGCUCUUGCGGUGUUGCCCACGGUUGCGCAACAUAUCACCCAAGACACUACCAACAAUGGAAUUGUUCUCUUACAAGGAGACGUUAUUGUUGAUCAAGGCGCUUAUUGGAACGUCUAUAAUACCUUGUCAGAAGCAUUUACUGGAAAUAUUUUAAUCAAUGGACGUUUGUAUAUGACACUUGAUAGUAGUUCAGGGUUGGGAACUUUAUCUAUAUCUUCUGCAACCCUGUUAGACUUUACCAACAAUGGAUUGGUAUUCUUCAAAUCCAUUAAAUCCGCUUUGGGCCCUAUUUAUUCAAUGGUCACCAAGACUUUUCACAACACUGGAGACAUUUUCUUCAUUGCACAGGGAAAUGUCGUUGGUGCCAUGUUCACCAUUGCGGCUCCUACUUGGAACAAUGACAAAGGAGCGUCUAUUUACUUGUACGCAAGUUCCAGAUCAACUGGGUAUGCUACUUUAGGAGCCUCUGGAAGCACCAUCAACAACAACGGUCAAAUUUGUAUCAGGAAUUAUAGAUGGCCCGUUGCUCCAAGCGUACAAGGAAAUGGUUGUAUCAAUGUUGGUGUUAAUUCUAACCUUGGUACUUUGAAUGUUCCGUUUGAUCUGCAACAAACAAUUUAUCUCUCUACACCAAGUUCAACCUUGCAAGUUUCGGCUCUUAGUACACAAACAUACUUAGUAUCUGGGUUUGGUGGAGGUAAUGCCAUUGCGCUUACAGUCCUGCUUACUAAUAUUAAGUACGAUCCGAACACUGGUAUAUUGAAUCUUGUUACAGGAUUGCCUCCGCUUACUUUCAACCAUUACUUUAAUAUUGGUAAAGGAUAUGACAGCAGCUUAAUUAAGCGUCAAACGUUUUAUGAUCUCGGAACUGGGCUCGGUAACAGUAUCAUUAAUUCCGCAGUAAUUUAUGAUGGACCAGUACCAGCAGAAAGUACACCCAAUGAUGUCUGCUCAGUGUGCAGAGACGAACCACCAUACCCUCCACCAAGUGCAACCACAAUCACCACUGAAUGGACCGGUUCAGUAACCUCUACUAGUACAGUAACACCCACAGACCCUUAUGCAGGCACCACAACUGUUGAGAUCUUGACACCUCCACACCUUACCACUGUUACCACUUCAUGGACUGGCACAUUUACUUCUACUAGUACAGUAACUCCAACUAACUCUGAUGGUACAACCACUGUUGAAAUUUUCACUCCACCACACGUUACCACUAUCACCACAGAAGGAACUGGUACUGCCACAUCUACCGUGACUAUCACUCCAACCAACUCUGAUGGUACUACUACUGUCGAAAUUUUCACUCCACCACAUGUGACCACCAUCACUACUGAGGGAACUGGUACUGCCACAUCCACUGUGACUAUCACUCCAACCAACUCUGAUGGUACUACUACUGUCGAAAUUUUCACUCCACCACAUGUGACCACCAUCACCACAGAAGGAACUGGUACUGCCACAUCUACUGUCACUAUCACUCCAACCAACUCUGAUGGAACUACCACUGUUGAAAUUUUCACUCCACCACAUGUGACCACCAUCACCACAGAAGGAACUGGUACUGCCACAUCUACCGUGACUAUCACUCCAACCAACUCUGAUGGUACUACCACUGUUGAAAUUUUCACUCCACCACAUGUGACCACCAUCACCACAGAAGGAACUGGUACUGCCACAUCUACCGUGACUAUCACUCCAACCAACUCUGAUGGUACUACUACUGUCGAAAUUUUCACUCCACCACAUGUGACCACCAUCACUACUGAGGGAACUGGUACUGCCACAUCCACUGUGACUAUCACUCCAACCAACUCUGAUGGUACUACUACUGUCGAAAUUUUCACUCCACCACAUGUGACCACCAUCACUACUGAGGGAACUGGUACUGCCACAUCUACUGUCACUAUCACUCCAACCAACUCUGAUGGUACUACCACUGUUGAAAUUUUCACUCCACCACACGUUACUACCAUCACUACUGAGGGAACUGGUACUGCCACAUCCACUGUCACUAUCACUCCAACCAACUCUGAUGGUACUACCACUGUCGAAAUUUUCACUCCACCCAACUCAUCCAGUAUCUUUUCUACCGGAUCUGUUCCUUCUUCCCCAUCAUCCUCGUCUAUUGAAUCUUCCGCGUUUGAGUCUUCUUCUGCCGUCGAAUCAUCUUCUGCUGGCCCAAGUUCAUCAUCCGUUGAAUCUUCCUCCGCUGUUGAAUCUUCGUCUGCUGGUCCAAGUUCAUCAUCCGUUGAAUCUUCUUCCGCCGUCGAAUCAUCUUCUGCUGGCCCAAGUUCAUCCUCCGUUGAAUCUUCUUCUGCCGUCGAAUCUUCGUCUGCUGGUCCAACUUCAUCAUCCGUUGAAUCUUCUUCUGCCGUCGAAUCAUCUUCUGCUGGCCCAAGUUCAUCAUCCGUUGAAUCUUCCUCCGCUGUUGAAUCUUCGUCUGCUGGUCCAAGUUCAUCAUCCGUUGAAUCUUCUUCCGCCGUCGAAUCAUCUUCUGCUGGCCCAAGUUCAUCCUCCGUUGAAUCUUCUUCUGCCGUCGAAUCUUCGUCUGCUGGUCCAACUUCAUCAUCCGUUGAAUCUUCUUCUGCCGUCGAAUCAUCUUCUGCUGGUCCAAGUUCAUCAUCCGUUGAAUCUUCUUCCGCCGUCGAAUCAUCUUCUGCUGGCCCAAGUUCAUCAUCCGUUGAAUCAUCUUCUGCCGUCGAAUCUUCGUCUGCUGGCCCAAGUUCAUCAUCCGUUGAAUCAUCUUCUGCCGUCGAAUCUUCGUCUGCUGGCCCAAGUUCAUCAUCCGUUGAAUCAUCUUCUGCCGUCGAAUCUUCGUCUGCUGGUCCAAGCUCUUCUUCAGUUGAAUCUUCUUCUGCUGUUGAAUCUUCUUCUGCCGUCGAAUCUUCGUCUGCUGGCCCAAGUUCAUCAUCCGUUGAAUCUUCUUCUGCCGUCGAAUCUUCGUCUGCUGGCCCAAGUUCAUCAUCCGUUGAAUCUUCUUCUGCCGUCGAAUCUUCGUCUGCUGGCCCAAGUUCAUCAUCCGUUGAAUCUUCUUUUGCCGUCGAAUCAUCUUCUGCUGGUCCAAGCUCUUCUUCCGUUGAACCUUCCUCUUUUGUGUUACCUUCAGGUUGCACUUUCUUGGAGAAGAGGGACGGAACAUAUAACGGUAUGCCUUACGGAUGCCCAACUACCUCAAGUGAUUUUGUAAGUUCUGCUACUCCAUCCUCAGCAUCCAGUGCUAGUGUCUCAAGUUAUAGUAGUACUUCUAUCAUACCGUCAUCUACUGAAACUAGCAGUGGAUUCUCAUUCUCGUGGUCAAAUUCUACUUAUUCGUCGUCAGAAGUCAUUAGUACUUCGGUUUCUUCGAUUUCGUUGACAUCAAGCGGUUCCAUUUCAACAAGCUCAUCUACAGUUGUUUCACCGUCAGCUGUCUUAUCGUCCACUGGUAGCUCAUCUGCUCCAAGUUCUUCCGCUGCUGAAACAUCAUCUGCUGGUCCAAGUUCUUCUGCUGCUGAAUCAUCAUCUGUUGUUGAAUCUUCAUCUGCUGGUCCAAGUUCUUCCGCUGUCGAAUCAUCAUCUGCUGGUCCAAGUUCUUCCGCUGCUGAAUCAUCAUCUGUUGUUGAAUCUUCAUCUGCUGGUCCAAGUUCUUCUGCUGCUGAAUCAUCAUCUGCUGGUCCAAGUUCUUCCGCUGCUGCAUCUUCAUCUGUUGUUGAAUCAUCAUCUGCUGGUCCAAGUUCUUCCGCUGCUGAAUCAUCAUCUGUUGUUGAAUCAUCAUCUGCUGGUCCAAGUUCUUCCGCUGCUGAAUCAUCAUCUGUUGUUGAAUCAUCAUCUGCUGGUCCAAGUUCUUCCGCUGCUGAAUCAUCAUCUGCUGGUCCAAGUUCUUCCGCUGCUGAAUCAUCAUCUGCUGCUGAAUCAUCAUCUGCUGGUCCAAGUUCUUCUGCUGCUGAAUCAUCAUCUGCUGUCGAAUCAUCAUCUGCUGGUCCAAGUUCUUCCGCUGCUGUAUCUUCAUCUGCUGGUCCAAGUUGGUCCACCGUUGAAUCCUCAUCUGGAGCUGAGUCGUCUGCCACUCUUAGCGCCUCCACUCUGGUUUUAUCAUCAACCAUUGAAUCUUCUACCUCAAGCACUCUCCCAGCGAUUUCUUCGUCUACCGGUGCUUCAUCUGUUCAUUCAUCUGAAGGAGAAUUGUCAUCUUCAUUUGUAUUGCCUUCUGGCUGUACUUUCGUAGGUAAACGUGAUGGGACAUAUAAUGGGCUUGCUUACGUUUGCCCAACGACUUCAAGUGACGCUUCUGAAACAACUGGAAAAUCUAGCGAUGUGCAUACUGUCAGUUCUACUGACACUAAUACAGUGACAUACGACUCAACCUUCAGCAGUACUGUGUCGCUGGUCACCAAAUCCCUGUCAGUUGUAUCGUCCAUAUCGGAAACGAGUACGCCAUUAACUACAGGAAAGGUCACUACUAUUACUACUGGAUGGACUGGAACUUUUACCAGUACAUCCACUCUUGUUGGUAGCGAAUCUACCACGGUUGAAAUAUUGACACCAACUUCUAUUCCUGGCGAGACUGUUACCAAAACUGAUGUAUCAACAACUGUUAUUACAAUAACUUCUUGUGAUGAUCAUAAAUGUACUGAAGUUCCAGUUACCACUGGCGUUUCAGUUGUAACUGUCACAAUUGAUGAGUCGGUUACGUCUUACACCACUUACUGUCCAUUGACAUCGAGCCCUGUGAGCACACAGACCGACGAGAACGUAGUUACUACAGUUGUUACAGUCACAUCUUGUGCUAACGACAAAUGUUCCGAAGUACCGGUUACAACAGGAGCUACUGUAGUAACCGUCACCGUUGACAACACUAUAACCACCUACACAACUUACUGUCCAUUGUCUUCCACACCAACUACCAUUGCUACCAGCGAUAUUUCUGAUGUUUCCACCACAAUUAUCACAGUAACUUCUUGUGUGGACAAUAAAUGCUCAGAGGUGCCAGUCACAACAGGUGCCACUGUCGUUACAACCACGAUCGAUAAUGUUCUCACCUCAUACACAACAUUCUGUCCAUUGUCUACAACACCAGCCAAGGGAAAUACUGUAGCAACUGCUGUCCCUGAAAUCACCCAAACUUACCUCCUUACAACUAAGCUUGGAGAUAACACUGUUUCAACCUAUACUCUGUACCACGUUGUCUCAGCUCCAUCACUGAUCAACACAAAGCAUGUCGGUACCCCUUCAGGAGCCGCUGAACCAAACCCUGCUGGAUCCCCUGCUGGAUCCCCUGCUGGAUCCCCUGCUUCUGGACAGAACACCGUCGCUGAAGCUAAUCCUUCAGUGACCAUCCCAUCAUCCAAGACUUCCAGUGGAACCCAAAGUAGCUCAGACGCUGCUGAACAGACCAAUAUUUCGACUGCUACAGGAUUGGCUACACCUAGUAUCACCAACUCUGAAAACAGUGCUUCGCCAUCCAGGGCCACUUCCUGGAUUUACCUUGCAUUGCCAAUGCUUGCCUUAUUAUUUUAACUGACUAAAAAAAUUCUACAAAGUUCAGUAUUCUUUCAUUACAUUCAAUGUGAUUCAAAAUUUUUUCCAUUCUUGUGAAUGUUUCCCUACUUAUUUCAAGGGGACAAUAUUAUAUAUUUUUCAAUAGAUAACGUUUUCGAUAUUUAUCCUGUAGUUGAAACUUCAACCACCGCAUUCAAUGGCUGCAAAAUGUGCUGCACUAGCUUCAUUUUUUUAUUUUUCCCCCCAUUCAAUUAAAUUUGCACCCAUUACACCACCAUUACUAUUUCUUUCUUUCUCUCUCUUUCCAGUACUCAUCAAAUCGCAUACCAAGCUCACCUACUCCCUGCUAACAUCAACCAAUUACAGUAUUCUGUAGUAUUUUCUUACCCCCCCCAACCUUUAUAGUGCAAGCGCACGUGCUCAACAUUUGUAUAACAUAAACUAUUUCUUCUUCUUAGUUCACUACCACACCCCCACAGUUCUUUAUUGUUUUUUUUU
This is a messenger RNA of [Candida] anglica, 6069 nucleotides long. The record is from the annotation of a GenBank genome assembly. NCBI's taxonomy places the organism in Eukaryota, Fungi, Ascomycota, Pichiomycetes, Serinales, Debaryomycetaceae.